AUGCCGGACGGGUCAUCCUCCACCCUGAAGAUCAACUCCACGGAGCUGGGGGACUCGGCUGUGUACCUCUGUGCCAGCAGCUUAGCCACAGUGUGGCACUGUCACCCCCUCCCUGAGCAGAAACCCUCGGGCUUCCCUGUAGCAUGCACAGCAAGUGCUGGCUACACAGGAAGACCCGGCUCCGCGAUGCAUAGCCAGGUCCUCUGCUGCAUGGCCCUUUGUCUCCUGGGAGCAGGUGCUGCAGGCUCUGGAAUCACUCAGACCCCAAAGUACAUGGUCCAAGAGGAAGGACAGCGUGUGACCCUGGAAUCCCCCGGGUUCAGUGCACACGUCUCUCAGCACCCUAGCAGAGCCAUCCGCAGGAGUGGCACCAUGGUGGAGAUGGACUGCCACGCCAAGGGCAUCCAGGCCUCAACGAUGCUGUGGUACCGCCAGCUCCCAGGACAGACCUUCACCCUGAUUGCAGUUUCUAACCAGGGCUCAGACCCCACCUACGAGCAAGGCUUCACCAAGACCAAGUUCACCAUCAACCACCCAAACCUCACGUUUUCAGCUCUGACGGUGACCAAUGUGAAGGCCGAGGACAGCAGUCUCUACUUCUGUGCAGCCAGUGACACAGCACUGAGCAGACACCGGGGACCCGAGCAAGAACGUCUGCCUACUCCCCACUGUCGAGCCUGCUCCAUGGACACCGAGGUCAUCCAGACCCCAGGACAGCUGGUCAAAGGAACAAAACAGAAAGCAAGGAUGGAAUGUGUGCCCAUAAAAGGACAUGAUGAUGUCUACUGGUACCGUCAGAAGCCGGGAGAAGAGCUCAAGUUCUUGAUUCGCUUUCAGUACCAAGAAGCUUUUGAUUCAUCAGGAAUGCCUGAGAAGAGGUUUUCAGCUAAUUGUUCCAAAAUCUCACCCUGCAGCAUGGAGAUCGAGCCCACAGAGCCAGAGGACUCAGCUGUGUACUUCUGUGCCAGCAGCCUGUCCACAGUGCUGUAG
This is a messenger RNA of Chrysochloris asiatica (Cape golden mole), 990 nucleotides long. RefSeq lists its product as uncharacterized. The coding region runs from base 1 to 990 and encodes 329 amino acids. Lineage: Eukaryota; Metazoa; Chordata; Mammalia; Afrosoricida; Chrysochloridae. The record is from RefSeq and is a predicted model, not a curated record. Gene Ontology annotation, cellular component: plasma membrane. Gene Ontology annotation, biological process: cell surface receptor signaling pathway. The transcript has 5 exons.